AUGGUUGCAAAAACUAUGGCUGUUCAGUUUCGAGGAAUUUGUCUGUUUGUGCAAAAUUGCCAAGAAUUCCAAGAAUUGAUGUCUGUUUACGUGACAAACUGUGCAGGACGCUCGAGUAAGGCAGCGAAAGUCAUUGCACAUCGAAAUCAGUGGUUACGCGUGGUGCAAACGAUCCGCCUGAACCCCCUCGAAGCGAAGAGUAAUAAUAAAAGAAGAAAGCAAUGCAACCCCCACGACAAGGAGAGCGACUAUUGGGGCGGCGGACGAGGCGCGAAACAAGGUUACGAGGCGAAAAUGAACGCGGACCACGGCCAACUGCAGAAAGGUGAGUUGUCGCUUUUGCCUUCUUCCAUCCUAAUUGGAUCUCUUAAUCGUCCGUGAACGUAUG
Frieseomelitta varia is the source of this 388-nucleotide messenger RNA. RefSeq lists its product as uncharacterized. The transcript has 4 exons. NCBI's taxonomy places the organism in Eukaryota, Metazoa, Arthropoda, Insecta, Hymenoptera, Apidae. The record is from RefSeq and is a predicted model, not a curated record. The coding region runs from base 1 to 381 and encodes 126 amino acids.